GCUCCUGUACCUGCUCCUGUACCUACUGCACCUGAAACUACAGAGCCGGCUGCGGAAGAGGGCAAGAAGAAAAAGAAAAAGAAGAAGGAUAAGAAGAAAGGAGACGUGGAUGAUGAGGAGCAAGCAGAAGAGAAACCUGCAGAGAAACCUGAAGAGGAGGAAGCAAAAGAGCCGGCUGGCGGUGAUGUUGAGGAAGGACAGGAAGAUGGUGGUGAUGACGCGGCUAAAGACAAAAAGAAGAAAAAGAAAGACAAGAAGAAGGAUAAAAAGAAGGAGGAAAAGGACGAUGGGAAAGGCAAAAAGAAGAAACAUGUAGAUAUGAUCAAAGAGCUCUUGCGCGCAAAACAAGAAGCUGAGGAAGCUGAACUGCGCAGGCAAAAAGAGGAAGAAGAGCUAACGAAGCCAGUUCCAACGGUCAAUGAACACGUAAUUUAUGCCAACUUGGAUCGACGAGCUAAGAAGAAGUUCCUGGAACAGAAACAGAAAGAGAGGGAAGAACAGCAGAAGCUACAGCAGCAGAAAGAAGAAGAAGAGGCAGCUAGGCGUGCUAAAGAAGCUUCGGAGACGCCUCCCCCGUCCAAGGAAGAAACUCCGGAGUCCAAGACACCGGAAACGAAAGAACCCUUAGACGAUUGGGAGAUGGUUCUUCAAGAAGCGAAACAGCAGAAGGAAGAGCAGGAUCGUUUAGAAAAAGAGGAAACUGAGGUGAAACCGCAACCACGAACUAUUGAACAAGUAUCAACAGAAACAAAAACGAGCAAAGAUGAGGAAACUGAAGAAGAAUCGUCUGAAGAAGAGAGCUCGGAAGAGGAGAGUGAAAGUGAAGAAGAAUCUUCAAGUGAAGAUGAGUCGCCGAAGGCAAAGCUCACAAAGGAGGAGGCCAUGGAGGCCGUGCGGCAGCGACUGAUCGGACAAUUUAACGCGCUCCGGUUAUCUGUGUCCUUGGUCAUGUCGAUACCUGGAAAGACGAAAAUGCUGGAUACUAUUCGACGAACAAAUGUACAAGACGGUGAGGCAGGAGGUAUUACCCAACAAAUUGGUGCCACGCAGGUCCCAGCCGAUGCCAUCAAGGAACGGUGUAAGCAAGUGAGAGAUUUCAAUCCCGAUGCUGUGAGAAUCCCAGGCUUCCUCAUUAUUGAUACGCCGGGUCACGAAAGUUUUGCGAAUCUUCGUUCUCGUGGAUUCGUCGCUGUGUGA
Messenger RNA from Cooperia oncophora, 1197 nucleotides. NCBI's taxonomy places the organism in Eukaryota, Metazoa, Nematoda, Chromadorea, Rhabditida, Trichostrongylidae. The record is from the annotation of a GenBank genome assembly.